AACAUUUUAUGUAUUUUGGCUUAUUCUAUAUCACUUUUAUAACAACACUGAAUCACAUUCAAGUCACAGGAAAGCGCUGAACAGCUCGGAAACGAACAUUUCGCGAUAUCUUCUGCUGCCAUAACCGAUUCACACGCCUACCCAGGUAGCAGCAAAUGCCAAAAUGUCCGGCCACAAAAAACUGGCGUUCUUCCGAAAGUGUAAACAACUUGGUUUGUGAUAAGAAGCCAAGCCGAUCGAGCGGAAGAUGGGUCGCCGAAAAUCCAAAAGAAAGCCGCCGCCGAAGCGCAAAAACAUCGAGCCGCUUGAUCAACAGUUUAACUGCCCUUUCUGCAACCACGAAAAGUCGUGCGAAGUGAAAAUGGACAAAGGGAAAAAUUCGGCCAAGAUCAUCUGCCGGGUAUGCAUGGAGGAGUACCAGACGAAUAUAAAUUUCCUCUCGGAACCGGUGGAUGUAUACAACGAUUGGGUGGACGCUUGUGAGACGGCUAACUGAAAGCGGCGUGCGGCCUGCCAGCGACGCGCCGGUGAAUCUGUGGAGAUGUGUGUGUGUGUAAGAUAAGGAAAUUGACUAAAAAUAAAUCGAUUAAGUAUC
Messenger RNA from Anopheles darlingi, 595 nucleotides. Its product is annotated as transcription elongation factor 1 homolog. Gene Ontology annotation, biological process: transcription elongation by RNA polymerase II. Gene Ontology annotation, molecular function: RNA polymerase II complex binding. NCBI's taxonomy places the organism in Eukaryota, Metazoa, Arthropoda, Insecta, Diptera, Culicidae. Gene Ontology annotation, cellular component: transcription elongation factor complex. The coding region runs from base 248 to 496 and encodes 82 amino acids. The record is from RefSeq and is a predicted model, not a curated record. The transcript has 2 exons.